UUAGGACACUGAUAGUUUGUUCUAUUAGGUGAAUACUGAUAAUCCAGUCGGGCAAAAAAAAUUUAUUUCAGCACUUGAUACAAUAUGUGUAAGAAAGCCGGGGGCAUUUUCUUGAAUGUCAUAAUAAUUAUCUGCUACAUGAAAAAGAAAGUAAGCAGUUUAUAAGAGUUUUGCUUUCUGUGCUGGACCUAGAAAUCUUCAAAUAAUGGAAACUGGGAAUCAUUCUGCAGCAGUUGUGUUCAUCCUGAUGGGAUUGACACAGCAGCCUGAGCUCCUGCUGCCCCUCUUCCUUCUGUUCCUGGGCAUCUAUAUGGUAACCGCAGUGGGGAACCUGGGCAUGAUCCUGCUCAUCACAGUCAGCCCACUGCUGCACACACCCAUGUACUAUUUUCUCAGCAGCUUAUCCUUUGUUGAUCUCUGCUAUUCCACUGUCAUUACACCCAAAAUGCUGGUGAACUUCCUUGGGAAGAAAAAUUUCAUUACCUAUUCGGAGUGCAUGGCCCAGUUCUUUUUCUUUGCAAUCUUUGUGGUCACUGAGGGUUACCUCCUGACUGUCAUGGCAUAUGAUCGUUAUGUGGCCAUCUGCAGACCAUUGCUGUAUAAUGUGAUCAUGUCCUCUAGGCUAUGCUUACUGUUAGUGCUAGUUGCCUUCACUUUAGGCCUUUUUUCUGCUGUGGUGCAUACGAGCGCUAUGAUGAAUCUGAACUUCUGUAAAACCUACGUCAUAAGUCAUUACUUCUGUGAUGCUCUUCCCCUCCUCAAACUUUCCUGUUCUAACACACAUCUCAAUGAACUUCUCAUAUUUAUCAUUGGAGGGCUCAACACCUUGGUGCCCACUCUAGCUGUCACCAUCUCCUAUGUCUUCAUAUUCUGCAACAUCCUUCACAUCAGGUCAUCAAAGGGCAGGUCCAAAGCAUUUGGAACCUGCAGCUCUCAUCUCAUGGCUGUGGGGAUAUUCUUUGGCUCUAUCACCUUCAUGUAUUUAAAACCUUCUUCAAGUAACUCUCUGGAGCAAGAGAAGGUGUCUUCUGUGUUCUAUACCACAGUGAUUCCCAUGCUGAACCCACUAAUAUAUAGUUUGAGGAACAAGGAUGUAAAGAAAGCAUUAGGCAGAUUCUCAAUAGGAAGGUAAGCCUUACUUUUUGCAAAUAAUACAUAGUAGAAGUGAAUUUUCUAGUAAAAUAUGUUGUAUUUAUGUUUAUCUUUUGAAACAUACAGCAUAUCUAUGUUUAGGGUGCUAGGAUUAAUCUCAAAGCACCCUACAUUUUACACAAGCAUUAUCCCUUGGGGCUAUAUUUAUUAUUUUUAUUUUAUGAAGUGCUUUAUCAUGUAUCAUUGAUUUAAUUUUUCCAAUAUAAUAAAAAUGACUUUUAAAGAAGGUAUUAAUGCUUCGAUAGGAAAAUUGGUUUUUCUCUGUUAUAUAAAUAAAAUGAUAA
Grammomys surdaster is the source of this 1436-nucleotide messenger RNA. RefSeq names its product olfactory receptor 8D1-like. Gene Ontology annotation, cellular component: membrane. Bases 206 to 1132 code for a protein of 308 amino acids. Gene Ontology annotation, molecular function: G protein-coupled receptor activity; odorant binding; olfactory receptor activity. The transcript is spliced from 2 exons. Gene Ontology annotation, biological process: sensory perception of smell; G protein-coupled receptor signaling pathway. The record is from RefSeq and is a predicted model, not a curated record. Lineage: Eukaryota; Metazoa; Chordata; Mammalia; Rodentia; Muridae.